GUUGAAAUCUCACUCUUUUUCUUUCUUCUUCACUGGGCUGGCUAGGAUAAGAUACAGAGUGGCCUGUAUCAUGUGAAUGUUGGCUUGGCCCUCUCUUCUGUUUGUUUGCUGUUGUUCUCUUCUCAUGCCUCCCACUGAUUGAUUGCACUCAAAUUUCCUACUUCUCUCCUCCUCUUUCUUUCUCAUUCUCAUGUGUUACUUUGUGAACUCCAAGCUUUGUGAACUCCAAGCUCACAAAGUAGUCUCUCCUCUGAGGCUCUUCUUGUAUGCAUUUGCAUCUGCACAUUCUCUCUCUUUCUCCUCAUGUCUGCACUUUUAAUAUCUCACAUCUCAUACAUUCUGCAUUUUGUAAUUUUGCUUCACUUGGGUUUUGCUUUCAUAUGAGAGAAGUUGAUGAGAUGACCAUUCCCCACUUGUUCAGAUGCCCAAUUAGCCUGGACUUGUUCAAAGAUCCAGUCACUCUAUGCACAGGUCAAACUUAUGACAGGCCAAGCAUAGAAAAAUGGCUGGCUGCUGGCAAUCUCACAUGUCCAGUCACAAUGCAGAAACUUGAUGAUCCAGCCCUUGUGCCUAAUCACACUCUUCGCCAUUUCAUCAAUCAGUGGCUGCAAAUGGGCAACCAAUUUGAUCCUGAUUACUUGGAAACAAUUGGUUCUUUAGCUUCACUCAAACACACCCUUGAAUCCCAUGAGGUUACCUUAAAAAGCAAGGUUCAAGCACUCGAAAAGAUUCGAGCUUUGUCCCAAUCAGAAUCACCGUACACAAGUAAUUUGUUCCUGCAGUUGGGAUUCUUGCCUCUACUUCUAGAACUUGUGUUUGGAGGAGAAGAAGCCAAACACAAACAGAAACUGAAACAGCAACUCCCUCAAGAGUGCUACUAUAUGAAGUUUGUGGAGGAUGCACUUUCUUGCACUCUAAUUCUGCUACCUCACGGCAAAUUGGAGUCUCUGAAUAUGCUCAGAGAAGAGAGCAAAUUAGCAUCCUUCCAAGCUUUAUUUGCUCACGGCACCGCCUUGAUCAGGAUGAGUUUGUGCCGUCUUAUAGAGGUAACAUCAACAUCCCCGGAGACAAAAGAACUCUGUUAUAUGUUUGGAAAGAACCAUCAGCUCUUGCAUCGGAUAUCGGUUCAGUUGCUUCAACAGAAUUCAAAUUCAGAGACUGCAGAUGCUGGAAUCAAAGCCAUAUCAGCAUUAACUUCCUUGGAAGAAAACAGAGAGAUUCUGGUCAGACAAGGCGUGGUAAACGGACUCAUAACAUGUAUCAAUUCAAGCACAGAGAGACGCGAAAGAAGCUUGGCACCAUUGGCAAUGGCCACACUUGAGAAGCUUCUAGGAUUAGAGAGUGCAAAAGAGGCAGUGAUUAAUUAUAACAAUAACAAUAAUAAUAAUAAUAAUAUGAAUGGCGUUCAUGCUCUUGUAAAGAUGGUUUUCAGGGUUUCGGAUGAUCACCAAGGCAGUGAGAGUGCCGUUGGGUGUCUAAUAAUUCUAUGCAAUGACUCUUUAUUGGCACGAGAAGAAGCCAUCAGGGGUGGAGUGUUGACUCAGUUGCUAUGGCUGCUGCAGAGCCAGUGCAGUGGCCGGACCAAAACAAAGGCAAGAAUGCUGCUCAAGCUCCUCAGAAGAACCAACUAGUCGUCUCAGUCAUCAAAAGCUUCUGUGUAGGUUUAGUUUAUAAAGUUUUUGAGUAAUUAAUUAAUGUCUAUACAAGUCCUAUCUGGUUUCUAAGGGCUUCUGUGUUUAUUUGGUCCCCAUGUGGAGACAAACAUCAAAUUAUCAGUAUGUGUGUAGUUCAUGACUCAUUGA
Molecule: messenger RNA, 1802 nt
Organism: Prunus dulcis (almond)
Lineage: Eukaryota; Viridiplantae; Streptophyta; Magnoliopsida; Rosales; Rosaceae
Product: U-box domain-containing protein 26-like
Exons: 1
Coding region: 267-1631 (454 amino acids)
Biological process (GO): protein ubiquitination
Molecular function (GO): ubiquitin protein ligase activity
Source: RefSeq, a predicted model, not a curated record